CGGAUCCGGAAUACGCUCCAUACAGCUGUGGUUGUCAGCAGCCCCAGCAGAGCCAGCCGAGAGCCAGUUUGGAAACAGUUUUUUUUCAACCGUCAGCACGAAAGCACGCAUAGCGCUUGUCGCUGCCCUGACUGUGGAUUUCAAUCAAGCCCGUCUCCACCGCGGGUUCUCAGGCGUUCGUGUGCAUCGCUUCUGUUUGUCUAGUUUGCGUUUUGGCACCGCUAGCCCCAGAGCAAAAAAACAAGACACUAAGCGCAAUUAAAUGCAAAUGUGAGAAAGUGUAGCGCCCAUUUAACCAAAAGCAUAAUUCACGGUUUGGCCAAAAAGUGCGAACACCAAAAAGUUUCAAAGCAUUACGAGUGGGAGAAACAGAAAAUUGUUAAGUGCCAGUGCGUGAUUGUUCGACUCAGCCAUUGCGAAUAAAUAUUAAUACCAGCAGGGAGAGAUAAAAAGAUCGCAGCCACUAACCUCACAUCGAGUACAUAUUUAAAUUAUAAAAAACGUAAAUUACUUAAAAAUACAUUAAAAAUGUACAACGAGCUCCAGCUGCAUCUGUAGAGGAGAGCAGGAGAAAAGGAUAAGAAUCCUCCCGUUACCACCGUUACCAUCGUAGCCAAGGACAAUUUCCAGGAAGAAGCACUAGCAACAAGAAACAGUCACAAGGAUAAGAAGAACACAGCCCACCAUGAGGCGACCGAAAGCAGCUUGCCAGAUGAUGGUGCCUCUCCUGGCGGUCCUCCUGCAGAUGGUCCAGUGGCCAGCGGGAGUAGCGGCCUUUGGCAGGGACGAGUGCAAUGAGAUGAGCAUCAACAUGGCCUGCCAGUGCUCGCCCGUCAUGUCAGAAUUCGAAAUCAUCUGCCCGGCAUAUGCGGAGAAUCCAAAGUUCCGGAUGAGCAUCCAGCCAAGCAGGAGCUUCGUCCAGAUCGUAUGCAAUCUCACGGAUACCUCAGACUACAAACAACUGCCAAAAGUGCGGAUCGGGGAGAUGGACAUUGUGCAGAUGCAGCGAUGCCUGUUGCCGGGUUACACGCCCAUAGCCGGGAUCCUAGAAAACCUAGGCAUGCCGACGCCGCAGAUGCUCAUCUUCGAGAGCGACAACCUGGGCAUGAACGUAACCAGGACACACUUUGAGCGACUGCAUGGUUUGAAGCGUCUGAGGUUCACAUCCCGUCGUCCUACGCAUAUUCCCGCCAAUUUGCUCAACGAUUUGCGAAACUUGAGCGCCUUGGAGCUUAGAGCCAAUAUUGCUGAAAUGCCGGCGCAUUUGUUUGACAACCUGGAGAACCUAGAGUCCAUUGAGUUUGGCAGCAACCAGCUUAAACACCUGCCACGCGGAAUUUUCAGCAAGAUGCCAAAACUGAAGCACCUGAAUCUGUGGAGCAACCAACUGCACAACCUCACUAAGUACGACUUCGAGGGUGCGACUUCGGUGCUGGACAUAGAUUUGCACGCCAAUGGCAUUGAAGUUCUGCCCCACGAUGUAUUCUUCUUUAUGCCCAACCUCAGGGAAAUCAACCUGAGCGCCAAUCUCUUCCGGUCCCUGCCCGAGGGUCUCUUCGAGCACAACACUCACCUCCAACAAGUGCGAAUCUCCAACAAUCGCGCCAAACUCACAACACUCCCCUCGCGGCUCUUUGCCAAUCUGCCGGAAUUGAAGGUGCUGUUCCUAAAAACCGAUCUAGAGUCCCUGCCAGGCGAUCUUCUGGAGGGAUCAACGGGCAUCACCAACAUCUCCCUAGCAUCCAAUCGUCUAACCACUCUGCCCGCGAAGCUCCUCGAAUACCAGUCUAACCUUUUGAGUCUGGAUCUCAGUCACAACCAGCUGACCCAUCUGCCAGAUGGAAUUUUCGAGCACAACAAGGAGCUUAAAGAUUUGAAUCUGGAGUCUAAUUACCUAACGGGCAUUAGCAGCAAACUAUUCAGCCGACUAAUCAGUUUGGAAACUUUGAUUAUGCGCAACAAUCGCCUGAACAUCAUUGAUCACAGUGCUUUCACUGCCACUACAUGGCUGCGACACCUCUACUUGGAGCAUAACAACAUCGAUUUGCAGCAGUCCCUACUGACCAACCAUGUGAACGAUCCAAAUUCACCAUUUUCCAGUUUGUUGAACCUAGAGACCCUUAAUCUGAGCCACAACUCCAUCAUGGUAAUCUACUAUGACUGGAAGAUUUUGAUGACAAAACUCCACACCUUGGAUCUGAGCUACAAUAACAUCAGCUCUUUGAACUUCGAGGACAUCCAAUUCAUCUCGAGAAACAAGCUGGAAGUUAACCUGACCCACAACAAGAUACGAUCCAUCCACCUGGAAAAGGAUCUGCCCGGGUACAGUACUGAUUCCAGCAUUGUGAACAUUGAUCUAAAUGAUAAUCCAUUGGACUGCGACUGUACGAUGCUGUACUUUGUCCAGUUGGUCAGAGGAGUCCAUAGGCCAUCAUACUCCAAGUAUUUCAAGUUUCAGACAGAUCGCCUUGUCUGUAGCAAACCCAGUGCCCUAGAAGGCACUUCAGUGAAAAGGAUCAUGGCGGAGAAGCUCCUAUGUCCUUUCGAUUCUCCCGAAACCGAUAUGGAUAAGCGUAUGUGUCCCCAAGGAUGCUCUUGCUGGGUGCGAACCUUCGACAAAGCUUUAUUGGUUAACUGCAACAAUGGAAACAUGACUCGGGUACCAAGGCUGCCUAAACGGCCACAGAAUCUUGUACGGAUGGAGCUGCAUAUGGAGAACAAUACGCUCUUGAAUCUGCCUUCUGGCGAAAUGAAUCCUGGCUAUAGUGAGGUAACCAGUCUCCACGUCGCUGGAAAUAAUCUUACCGAAAUCACCACAAACCAACUGCCAAGCCGACUGGAUCUCCUGGACUUGCGAAGAAAUCACCUGCAAUUAUUGAACGCUACCUUGUUGGGCUUCCUCAACCAUACCAUGCUUCGAGGUUCAAUGAAACUGUCCGGCAAUCCUUGGAAAUGCGACUGUGAUGCAAAACAAUUACUGCUCUUCACCCAGGACAAUUUUGAUCGAAUCGAGGACCGCGGUGAGAUGAUGUGCAUGAAUGCCGAGCACCCAACCCGAAUGGUGGAACUCUCCACCGAUGAUAUUUGCCCGGCUGAUCAAGGUGUGUUUAUUGCCCUGGCCAUGGUGAUUGCGACCGCGGGUCUUCUGGUCGGAUUCACUGCUGCCUUGUACUACAAAUACCAAACGGAGAUCAAGAUCUGGUUGUACGCGCACAAUAUGCUUCUGUGGUUCGUCACUGAGGAAGAGCUCGACAAGGACAAAAAGUUCGACGCCUUCAUCUCGUACUCCCACAAGGAUCAGAGCUUCAUCGAACAGUUGGUGCAGCAGCUGGAGGGAGGUCCUCAAAAGUUCCAGCUCUGUGUGCACGAACGCGACUGGCUUGUGGGUGGCUUCAUACCAGAGAACAUUAUGCGAUCCGUGUCGGAUUCACGGCGGACCAUCAUCGUGCUCAGCCAGAACUUCAUUGAGUCGGAGUGGGCUCGCAUGGAGUUCCGUGCCGCUCACAGAUCGGCUCUUAACGAGGGCCGUUCUCGAAUCAUUAUUAUCGUCUACUCGGACAUUGGAGAUGUAGAAAAUCUGGACGAGGAACUGAAGGCCUACCUGAAGAUGAACACCUACCUGAAGUGGGGCGAUCCAUGGUUCUGGGAUAGACUGCGAUUUGCCCUUCCCCACCGCAAGCCGAUCGGAAAUAUGGGCAACGGGGCACUGAUCAAGUCGCCGCUGAAGGGUUCCACCGACGACAAACUGGAGCUGAUCAAGCCAUCGCCAGUGACUCCGCCUCUGACCACGCCGCCGGCGGAGGCCACAAAGAAUCCGUUGGUGGCGCAACUAAACGGUAGCACCCCCCAUACGGCCAUCAUGAUUGCGAACGGCAAGAACGGCCUGACGAACCUCUACACACCUAAUGGCAAGUCUCACGGAAACGGUCAUAUCAACGGCGCCUUCAUCAUCAACACGAACGCCAAGCAGAGCGACGUAUAGGACUGGGAGAAGGCGGAGCUGUUCCAGUUCGAUCCGGAUGAUGAACUAUUGUUCCGUUGAUGGCGGAGCCGCCACCACUGCCACAAGCCCAAAGUCACUUGCGCGGCGGAGGAAGCACAACCAGCUGAAUGUAUAAAGUCUAGAGAAUAUUAUUGAUUUCCUUGUGUGUUUGGCCAAGUUAGAGUCUCCCUUCUAGGUUUAUCAAAAUUUCAAUUUCAAUACUUCAUGUGGCCUUUGUUAACCAGAAAUUCGAUAACUUAGUUGGAGGUUAAAACAGUGAAAGAAAAACUAAAGAAGAGGUAGUUCUACCCCAUCACUCUGUUAAGUGUUAAUUGUAAGCUUGACUCUUAAGACACAUAAAUCUCAUUUAAUUAGCAAUUAUUUGUACAUUAGGAUAGUUAUAAGAUGCCGCAGACAAAACUGAGAAUAGCUCAAGGAUAGAGUGAACAUUUUUUAUUUCAAUUUUUUAUAUUUCGACGGAAUCUCAAAUGGAACGAGAAUCUACGAGUAACUUUGAACAAAUCGAGCUUUAUUUGGAACUAACUAUUUAUUAUUUGUUAGACGCAACCUACAACUAAGUAAUCCACUUGCAAUACACACAAAUGACGUAUCCAAAUAGUAGAUUAGAGUCUCUCAGAACAAACCCUUAACAAAAGCAAAAGCCUAAAAGCUAAAUAUAAAUUGCCUUCUUUGUAUGUAUGUAUGUAUGCUAGAUAUUUAGGGCCUAUGUAAGUUGUACCAUUCACAUUCGAUUACAACACUCUGUACAUAAGCUGAACCACAAUAUCCGUACUUUUUUGUCAAAUCGUAACGCACCAGGCCAACCAGAUUUCCUACUCACCAACUAUCACGAAUAUCGAUUGUAAUCCCACGCCCAUUUAAACGACGCUAUAUAAAUAAGUACAUACCCAGCGAAGACCCAUUAUCACGUCAUCUAACAAACAAUUUAGCUAGCGCCUCUUCACUCAUAUGAAACCAGAAUAUCGUCUACGAUACGUAAAUGUAAUUAAGCUACAAUAUGUGUAUGUAUAUCGUCUAAGCUAUAGAUUGUCUCUGAUAUGUAAUGCCUAAGGUACCUACAAAUUUAUGCGACACCCACACACUCAUCUACUCCGUUCGCGAGUGAGUAGAGAUUUAAAUCUAAUUGUAUAUGAAAAACACCUAAACAUAAAUAAAAUAUAUUUUAAAAAUUAA
Molecule: messenger RNA, 5176 nt
Organism: Drosophila ananassae
Lineage: Eukaryota; Metazoa; Arthropoda; Insecta; Diptera; Drosophilidae
Gene: Tl
Product: protein toll
Exons: 4
Coding region: 686-3982 (1098 amino acids)
Biological process (GO): innate immune response; toll-like receptor signaling pathway
Cellular component (GO): membrane
Molecular function (GO): protein binding; transmembrane signaling receptor activity
Source: RefSeq, a predicted model, not a curated record